AGCUUCGCUCCCUGCGUUGAUGCAGAGUCACACUCCUCUUCCCCCCUGUGCCCAACGGCCAUCUCUCAACCCCCGCUCGCGCAGGAAUCGGUCUCUGCUCUCUAAUCCUCAGAUCACAAGUGCUGUUUAUCUGUAUUCCUCGCCCUUUUUCUUUUUCUUUGCUUUUUUUUCACCCCUCUUCGCUGCAGCAUGAGCGCUGAAUGCAGCAGUUACUACAACACCGACGGUGCGUUCGUGGUGGCUUUCUCCUGCCCCAAGCCCGGCAGCGCUGCCUUCGCCGUCUACUGUUGCGGCUUUAAUGAUGUGAAAUAUUGCUGCGAUGAUCCCAACAGCUUUUUCCCCUACGAAUAUGGAUACAUGUGGUGGCUAAGUAUCGGCGCUCUUGUAGGUCUAUCAAUCGCAGCCGUGGUGCUCCUCGCCUUCCUCAUCACCGUCUGCGUCCUCUGCUACCUUUUCAUAGCCACCAAACCCAAUCGCCUUGACAACGGCCUGCCCCUCAGAGCACCAGGUCAGGAUGGCCGGAGACCCCAACGAGGGACCCAGCCAAGGGAGAGCGGCCAGUGGACCCGGUCCGCAGGGGUUCCGAAAACACAUGAUGAACAGGAAAGUGGACUCUGACAACGAGCCGUCGGACCCGGAGCGGCUUUUCCAGCGCUGUUUCACCGCUACGGUCACAAGCGUGAAAGUCGAAAGCCCCACAUAGGCCUCCGAAAAACUUGCCUUUGAGGACAAAAAAAGAAAAGAAAAAAAAAAGAAGCAGUCUGUAUGUCGCGGCUCAGGAAGGCAGGCGAACCUGGACACAGUCAGAGCUGCCAGCGAGGCGCUCUGAGCGGCAGGACCACGGCAUUAGUCGACAUCAUGUGCCACACGCUGUAGUCAUGGCGGCAGUCUAGCAAAUUGUUGGAGAUUUUUCAAUUAUUGAAGUAGGAAAAAAAAAAAAGAAAAGGAAAAAAAGCACUCCCAGUGCCGCAGAGCACUCCUGGAAGUGCUUGUCACGGUGACUGAAACUUUGCUCCAUUUUAAGUGGAAAUGGUUGAUCUUUCAUCCUCACAGAAGUGAUUGCCGACAGUAUGUGUGGCUCUGUGAGAGCCGGAUGAUGACGCGGCGGCGGAGGGACUGUGGAGACACACGGAAAUGAAAACAGGAUGUGAGUUUUCAAUGUUAAGUCAGACCCUUGUGACACUUGGCGCUGCCGAUAUGAAACAGUGUCAUCUCAGGAAUGCAAGGACUGGAGUGGGCUGCUGGUCUCUUCACUUGCUUACUGUGACGUGUCUUUACAUUUAAAUGCCAGACGCCCUUUCUCUACGCAUCAACGUGACCAUGACGAGAAGACGAAGGAGAUUGCUGGGGCUCGUCAGAGUCGAGCAGUCUGGCCCCCGUCGUCAGUCAACUUCUUUUAUCAGUGAUCAAAAAUGUUUUUCUUAGCAGAAGACAAAAGUCUCCUUGAACAUGUCUAAUGACAUUAAUAGGUUUUUUGUGAUGUUAACAGUUUGUGACAGCUUGUAUUUAAUCACGAGGCGAUGAUGUAAGAGGUCAGCUGACACCACUGUGAACGAGCAAAUGAUUGUGAGACUUGAAUAAAGCGAACAACAACCUCUGA
Molecule: messenger RNA, 1600 nt
Organism: Xiphophorus couchianus (Monterrey platyfish)
Lineage: Eukaryota; Metazoa; Chordata; Actinopteri; Cyprinodontiformes; Poeciliidae
Product: protein shisa-like-2A
Exons: 3
Coding region: 190-618 (142 amino acids)
Source: RefSeq, a predicted model, not a curated record